CAAGACUGCACAUAUCGAGCCUCGUUUUGAAAGCGACAAAACAAAAAUUGUUUGGAAGAAGUAUCACUGUACUGAUAUAUUUACUUAACGAGUACAAUGCUAUAUUUUAUGGACAUGACAACGUGAUAAAUAAAGACCUGAUUAUAUGAAGGAACGAGAAAACCAACAACAUGGCAGCAAUCGUCGAAGGUCUUACACUUUUCGUUCGUGGAAUUAUUCAUUCUGGAAAAUUGACAAUGAAUUUUUUGUCUGCAAGUUUCCAACUGAAUUACAACAUAGUUUCAAAAAUAGUAAGAUCAUCAGCAGAAGCUAUCAAUUCUACUAGAAUCCUUAUAGUGUCUCUAUGCAAUGCCUGUAUCGAUGUGAGCUACUAUAUCAUGGAGUUUAUCUUUGAACUUAUGAAUUUUUCUGGUGCGUCUAUCAGACUCUUUGGCAAGUUUGUUGGCAUGUGUUGGAAUAUAAUUGUACUAACAUCAGCAGGCAUUGGAGUUGUAUUGAAUGUACUUUGGCAGCUUUUAUUAGGAACUCUACAAAUCUCAUGGUUAUCCAUACUUACCAUUGCUGAAUUUUUAGCUGAUUUACUGUUAACGUUGCUCAAGAUGAUACCAAAAUCAGUAUUACAUAUCAAUCAAGGGGUCUCAUCUAUUAGUAAUUUGACUACAACUGCAUUUACGGAUACAAUGUCAGAUAUCAUACAUGGACUAAACUAUAUGCAUCACUGGACUUUUACAACUGUGAAUGAACAAUAUUCUCGAACGGUCAACCACUUGUCACAAGGUGCUAACACAGCAUAUAGAGAAAUAACAACAAAUGUGCCAAUAGAAGCCUAUGGUGCUCUGUUACUUAUACCAGUAAUGUGCAUUAGUGUAAAGGUUCUAAUUGGAUAUCUACAUGAACAUGGCUAUACAUUUCCAAACAUAAACACGCAACACACUGAACAAGUUCAGUGGAACCCUAAUGAACAUAAUGAUGUUGAAAGUUCUGAUGAUGAUGUGGAUGACAAUGAUAGUACAACCAGCGAUAGUGCCUCUGAUCUCAUAACUAUUGCAUCUUCUAGUGAGUCUAGUGAUGAGGAUGAUGUUCUUCCAAUCAAUGUCCAGCUUCCUCAUCCCCAGCGCCAUCGUCUAACUGCAACCCCUCUUCCAACAGGCGGUAAAGACCCAAAUGAUGUCGAAAGACAGCUUGAGAAUGAGCGUGAUAAACGACUUUGUGUUGUCUGUCAAGAUAAUGUUAAAAAUGUACUUAUUAUGCCUUGUAAACAUAUGUGUCUGUGUGUCACAUGUGCCCAUGCAAUUGUAUCUUCCCGCCUGGUAAACAGAAGGAUAUGUCCGUUGUGCAGGGUGCAGAUUAGAGAAGUCAUGGAUGUGUAUGUGUAGCUACAGCCCAGGAACAUACUAUAGUAUACAGAGAGUCAUGGGUGUAGCCAGCUUUCUGUCAGGGGGAUGUGAUCACCAAAAAGAUUCCGUUUUCAGUCAGGAAGGUGCGAUUGUGGCAUACGCAACAAGCCUUGAAAUUUUUUUUUAAGACUUGUUUUGAAUUUUACAAAAAAUGAUGUAACUUCCUUCAAAAUUGAGCCAGAAGCUCUUUUCUUUUUCUAUCUAUUGAAUCGCCUAUUCUUAUUUGUAGUUGCGUUCGCACCCAUUGCACCCCCCCCUCCUCCCGGCUACACCCAUGGAGAAUGUCCCAUGUAUUUAAAUAUCUUUCAGUAAAAUUGAUAAAUGGACCAAUACAUUAUACCAUAUAUUGUAAUUUGUACCAUAUAAUAGGCUAAUGCUAUUUGUUCUGAAAUAAUGAGCUGGCUGCCAAAAUCAGUUGACAAGUCCUGUUCUGACCCAGCUCUUAUUUUACGACAUGAUAUGGCACUGUUGAUUUACAUAAGGUUUUGGUGAAUUGAAAAUGUUUGCUUGUCACUCAGUCUGACUUUUAUGUCACCACCGGUAGUGGCAGGUGUCUGUGACAAAUGGCAGGUGGUGACAUUUUGCAUGUUAAAGCCUUGCCUUUGCUAUAAUGA
Owenia fusiformis is the source of this 2011-nucleotide messenger RNA. NCBI's taxonomy places the organism in Eukaryota, Metazoa, Annelida, Polychaeta, Sabellida, Oweniidae. The record is from the annotation of a GenBank genome assembly.